Bacillus rossius redtenbacheri is the source of this 8299-nucleotide messenger RNA. RefSeq lists its product as uncharacterized. The transcript has 3 exons. The record is from RefSeq and is a predicted model, not a curated record. Lineage: Eukaryota; Metazoa; Arthropoda; Insecta; Phasmatodea; Bacillidae. Bases 3146 to 4327 code for a protein of 393 amino acids.
UUAGAUAAAACGAUUCCUAUUGUCAACACGCUAAAACUAGACCAGUGUCUUGUGGCGCCAAUGGCUGUUUCAUGAACUAAAUCAGUCAAUAAGGGGGUCAAGUUGAAUGCAUUGCAAGAUAGACAAGUGUCCAGGGGCCCUAUUCUUGAAACUGUUGGAAUAAUCCUGCUAGAGGAAUGAUCCCAUAGUUUCAUUCCGAUAGAGAGCUAAAAGCCUAUUCUUGAAAAUGCUAUAGCGGGUAUCGGAAUCAACAUUGUCGGGGUAACGAAAAGUCUCUAUGGAAAUGAGGCAACGUUGCUUUUAGUGUUGACGUCACUGAUGGAAGGUCAAUCACAAUGAGGGAAGGAGAAUUUCUCAUGAAAGUGUGAAAAUUUUCCAAAGAUAAGUAAAUUGACCAGAUGAAACAUAAACACAUUGUUUAGGCGAGGGGUUUGAAGUCAAGAGGGGAAAGUCCGCCAUAUUGCUUAGUGAACAACAUCGUUGAUUUCGCCAUUUGAUUACAUUGCGAAUAGUUGAAAGUUUGUUAAUUUAUGUAUCGUUAAUUUGGUUUUUGAGUGUUGUAGAAGAUAACCUUUCACAGGUAAAUUGUGUUUGAUAAUUUUAGUAAAAUUCUGUUUUUAUCUGCUCUAUUAGUUGCUAUCUAUAUGAUAUUUAAGAUGCAAUAGACAAUGUCGCAAUUCCGUAGGACCAAAUGUAAUCAGACGGUAUUGAAAAAGCAGUGUUACGCAUCAAAUGUUAAUAACUGUUGGAUGGAUUAAUUGUUAAAGAACGAGAUAUUAGUGUGGGCGAUGGCUACCCUGAAUUGUUGGCUGGGGAGAAGGAUUCAAGGUUGAAGGCAUAGUUCGAAUUUAUGGAUACGUAAACAAAUAGAAAGCAUUCAGUUACCUUUCUUUGUUUAAACUACAUCUGGGUUAGGUUUCCGCGAGAUGAAGAAAGUCAAAAUAUGUGGAUUCCUACUGUACGAGGAAAAAAUUGGCAGCCAUCAGACUACUUUAUGUUCUGAACAUUUAACAGAAGACUGCUUUGAUAGGACAUCUCUAUGCUGUAUACGACUUUGGAAUCAUGCUGUGCCAACAAUAUUGCUAGAAUUCCUGUCGUAUUUGCAGCAGGUACAAAAAAAAACUAGGAAGGUAUCUCGUAGAGAUGUGGAUACAGCCAGUUCUUCCGCAGAAGUAAUUGUUGAUGGUGAAGAACUUGGUGAGAGCAACACAUGUACCAGAAGUACAUCAGUGUCGCCAGACAGAGUAAUGACUAGUCCACUGUAAGAGCAACUUCACAUCAAUCUUCGUAAGACGAAGGUUCAGUAUGCUGCAAAGGUAAAACUAUUGCAACAAAAGACUAGGAGACUCUUAAAGAAAGUUGCCAAUUUAAAUACUCUCUUAGGAACUCUCAAACAAAAAAGAUUUGUGAGUUUGGAAGAAUUAGACGUUUUGAGGUGUUUGGGUGAUUCGAAUGGUGAACUUUUGAAAAGGCAGGCUGCAAAAGCAAGUCAUUCAAAAUUACGAAGGACAUUUUCACCUGAGCUGAGAGCAUUUGCUGUAACUCUUCAUUAUUACUCUCCUAGAGCAUACUGCUAUGUCCGAAAACAUUUCAGUUCUUGUUUGCCACAUCCAAAAUCAAUUUUUAGGUGGUAUAAAUGUGUAGAUGGUGAGCCAGGUUUCACAGCAGAGGCAUUCAAAGCUGUUAAGAUUAGGGCACAUUAGGAAAAUUUCACAGUUGUGUGUGCUCCUUUGAUUGAUGAAAUGGCUGUAAGACAGCAUGUUGAAUUUGAUGGCCAGCAGUACCAUGGGUUUGUUGACACAGGCACAGGUGUAGAUGGGGAUGACCGAGAAGUAGCUAGGGAAGCGUUGGUUUUCAUGCUAGUUGAAAUAAAUGCAUCUUGGAAAAUACCAGUAGGUUACUUUCUGGUGAAUGGCGUAACAUCUGAGCAGAAACAAAAUUUAAUUGAGCAGUGCCUACUCAUGGCUUUGGAAAGCGAUGUUAGAGUUGUGUCCUUGACUUUUGAUGGUGCAGCUGCUAAUUUCUCUGUAGCAAAAGACUUUGGUUGUCAAUUGGAUCCAGAAAGACUUACGACAUGGUUCAUUCCUUCUGGCUAUGAACACCGGUAUUUGUUUUUCCAGAUCCUUGUCACAUGGUCAAGUUAGGUAGAAAUGCCCUUGCAGAAAAAAAAGGAAUUCAGCACUGCAAAUGGUGAAACUGUUUCAUGGCAGUAUGUUGUUAGGCUUCAUGAAUUUCAAGAAACUGAAGGUCUCCAUUAGCCAAUAAAGUAAGAUUAUUGCAUGUACAUUUUCAAAAUCUAAAAAUGAAAGUACGUUUGGCAACGCAAGUUCUUAGCACUUCAGUCGCAGAUGCUUUAGAUUUCUUGAGAAAUGUAAUGAAACUUUCUGAUUUUCAAGAUUCAGCUGCCACUAGUCAGUUUAUUAGAAUUAUUAAUGACUUUUUUGAUAUCCUUAAUUCCAGGAGCAUGAGAAGUAUUAACAAAGCAUGCUUAUCGACCACAUGGGUGUAGACAUAACAUAUGCAGUGCUAAAUUAAUAUAUUUUUUUUGGUUUCUCGUAAGCUCUUCAAUAUACUGCAGAAAAUAUUAUGUUCAAGAGGCUUUCUUUAUUAUUGACUUUUACAUGUUGUUUCUGUUUACGGAUUUUAAUUUGGUAAAAUAAUUAAAAAAAUUAUGUUUGCAGACGUACGAAUACUGAGACAUCUUCAGAGAACAUGAAAGAAUGUGUUCAGCCUCCUGAAGAACAUGGCUUUUGUUUACCUACAGCAUCUCCUAAAAAAAGUGAAGAAUCUCUGAAGUACACAGUAUCUGGCCGUCGCAUUGUUGACAUUAAUUACUUUUUUAACAAGCUUCAAGAAGUCAGUUCGCAUGGUCCUUUUGGUUGUACUUUAAAUAACAUGGACAUAGUGAGUGAGAAGCGACAUGGACAAAUAUCUAUUUUCACCCUUCAUUGCAAUAUGUGUAAUGUCAAAAUGUCUGUGCAGACAGACAAUCCAGCGAAACAGGCAAUGGAUAUGAACACUGCUAUUGUGGCCGGAAUGAUGUGUAUAGGCGCAGGCCAUCGCCAACUUGAAGAGUUGACAGCAGCCAUGGAUGUUCCUGCUAUGUCUGUUAACACCUACGGGAAAUAUCAUAACUUAGUGUGCGAUGGCUGGGAGUCUACAGCUAUGGAAGAAAACGAGAAUUGCAAUUGAAAGAGGUUAUGUUGCUAAUGGAAUUCCAGUUUUACCUGUUGUUGCUGAUGGGACAUAUGCAAAACGAUCUUAUAAGACUGGCAGCUACAGUUCAUUGUCUGGAAUGGCAGUGAUUGUAGGAUUUUAUACAAGAGAGGUUUUCUUCAUUAGUGUGAGGAAUCAAUAUUGUUCUAUAUGUGCGUAUGCAGAAAGGAAUGGAAAGGAAAUCAGAGUCCAUAUCUGCUACAAAAACUGGAAUGGCAGUGCAGGGAGUAUGGAAACUGACAUAAUUUCUGAGGGUUUUCGAUCCAGUAUUGAGCUGUAUAGAGUGAUAUUCUGUACGCAUAUCGCAGAUGGUGACUGCAGUGUGUACAACAUACUGUUUAAAAUACGACCAUAUCCUGAUCGCACUGUGGUAAAAAUUGAGUGCAGAAACCAUGUGCUACGUAAUUAUGCAAAUAAAUUGAAAGAAAUUGCAACCAAUGGCCAACUUCAGCACAUAAAUUUGCGGAAAAUUCUAGCUGGCAGCAUUUUAAGAAUGAGAACAGCAAUUGUGUCUUCAGUGCGGCAUUGGAAGAGCCAUACGAGUUACAGCGAACUAGAACAGCUGCGAAACUUCAGAGAAGAUGCUUUGAAUGCUCCACGGCACAUCUUUGGCGAUCAUUCGGGGUGUCAGAAAUAUUUUUGUACAGGCAAAGAGGAAAAAAUUAUUAUACCAGAGCUACGAGAGAGUGGAAUUUUGUCAUUGAUCGAGGAUGUCAAAAACCGUUGCAUUUUGAACAAUGCAAGAAGUCUCUUGAAGGACGCUGACAGCAAUUCACCAGAGCAGUUCAAUAAUAUUGUUGCCAAAUUUGUAGGAGGCAAACGAAUAAAUUAUUGUCUAAGAAGGAGCUAUCGUGGACGGAGUCCUGCUGCCGUAGUGGCAUAUAACACGAGAAGACCACUUUACAAACUGCACAAAUUCAUGUACAAGUUUAGUCCAGGAAAGUACACCAAAACACUUGAGAAUAAAAGGUCAUCACUGAAACAUAGAAACAAACCAAAAAAGUAUGUGCGCAAGAUUACCACCUACAGCUCUAAAUCCUCAAGGUUUCCCUUUGAAAGUGAUUAUGGUCCCCAAUCUCAAAAGCCAGACAUGACAUUACAACCUAGCUAAGGAAGUAUUUUUAAAAUCCUUACCCUCUACAUUUGAAGAGCGUGAGAAACUGCAGAAUGGUACCCUUUUACAAAGCGAGUGCGGCCUGUGGAAAGAAACUAGGAGAAAAUUGUUGACAGCUUCUAAUUUUGGCACUAUUUGUAGGCGUAAACCACAUACUUCAUGCCAAAAAUUGGUGGCUACAUUGUUGUAUGAGGAUUUCAAUACAGAUGCUGUGAUAUGGGGUAGAGAUCACGAAAAAGAGGCAGUGAAAAAGCUAGAAGAGACUUGUGAUGUACAAGUAAAGGCAUGUGGACUGUUUGUUGAUGAAGAAAUACAAUUUCUAGGGGCCAGCGCAGAUGGACUGAUUGAAAGAGAUGGUAUUGUGGAAGUAAAAUGUCCAUCUUCUGGAGUAAAGCCAGAAGUUCUAAGUCCUGAUGAGUUAAUUCUUAAAAGAAAAUGCACAUUUUGGAACAUAUCUCGAGACAAAAAAACUGUUACAGACAUUAAUAUAAGAAUCACCAUUUUUUCUACCAAGUUCAAGGGCAACUUCAUGUGACAAGGCGUAAUUACUGCCUCUUCGGGCUCUGGACUCCAAAUGGAAUUAAAACCACACAUAUUCACAGAGAUGAUCUGUUCUGGAAGGAUCAAAUGGAGCAGCAAUUGACAAAGUUUUACUUAAACUGUAUGCUGCCAGAACUUGUAGACCCGCGAUGACCGCGGUCGUUGCCCAUACGAGAUCCUGACUAUAUUACAAAGGCUAUGAAUGAAUUUGCUGCAAGACAGCACAAACUUAGUGUCAAGAAACCAUCAAAUUCCAGAAGAAAUAAAAGUGUACAAGCUAUUGCCAACAAUGAUGAACCCGAAUCAAAGAAGACAAGAAGAAAAUUGUGUCUUUGAAUUUGAUUUAUCACCAUCCAUGAUGAAAUCGUCUCAUGUAAGUCAUUAUAAAUAUGCCACAUGUUACGCUCACCUGAACUUUACAAGACGUUUGCAUUUGAUACUUUAGUACAAACGCAUGAUAUUGCUGUAUUGUUUUUGGGUAUGUCAUUUUAUGCAUUGUUCAGUUCUUAACUACAUACAUACAUUUCCAGUGCGAUAGUGUAACGUACUAGUUAUGUGCUUACUACAUUGUAUGUGAUCCCAAAACGAAACAAUUGCAGUCAUAGUCAUACUAUGACAGAUCAAGCAUACUUUAUGAAACCUCUGUAAUAAUCAUCUUGUACAUGUUGUAAUAUGAAGAAAAUUUCCUAGAUAAAUUGAAGAGAAAACAUAUUUUCGCUACUGAAAACACUUCUGCUUAUAACAUAAUUCAUUAAUGCAAUAUAUUUUAUUGUGAAAACAAACAAAACUAGUGUAUUAAAAUGAACUAUAUGCCAAAAUAUAUGUAUGGAAUGUUUAUGGCAGCAGAUGAAAAAACACACACAAAUUCUUGCAAUAGUUCCAAACACUUCUAACAAAAAAACUAUAUAUGAUAAAGCAGUUGCCUUUUAUUAUUACUAAUAUUUAACUUUUGCAAAGUACUAGGCCUAAUAUAGCAUUUUAGUUUGGUAUCAAAGCUUUAUGUUCAGUUAUUUAUAGAAAAACCUAACCAUUUUUUAAUUUUGAUUUACUUGCCAUUUGUUUCUUUUCUUGUGCUUUUAAAAUAUAUUUAGGGUCUCUGCAUUUCAUUUUCCUCUUUAUGCAGCUAUCUAUUAUUUCAGGUAUCAUGCAUUCUAAGUAGAAUCACGUCAGCUUUGGUAGUAUCUUGUCAUGCCAAAAUUGUUCAUCUUUAAAAAUUCUUUGAACAAAGAAGUCAUUGCUGCUGUAGGCAAUGAAAUCGCAAUACUGUUUGUUUGAAAUGUUAAGCUGUCCCUGAAUUUGGUAAUGAAAACUGUGAGAUUUCUUGAGAUGCAGACUACCGUCUUGUUCUUCUAAACAAUUCAAGCGCUUUCCUUUAAGUACAUCUAAAAAUUUAUUUUCACCAAUAGAAGGAAAACAUUUUACCUCUACAAUGCUAUCACUGCCUACUAGAGCGUCUGGAGAAGCACCGAAGUAGGGCACUGUCUGAGACACAAAUAUUUCACACUUUUCUGUAGUCACGUCAGUGAUCUCUUCAUAUUUGCACAGUGCUGUUUUUUCAUGUAGCCUUCCAAAUUUAAUCACCUCAGUAUGUAGUUCUUUCUUUAAGAGAAUGUUCUUCACAAGAUUGUGGCAAGAAGUAUGAUGUAAUCUUCGAAUUACUAAUCCAAAACUGGAUGCUGUAAGACGAUUCAGACGUGUUGUUCACCAAAGUGCUUUGUCGUGCUGGCCUUACGUAUUCCUUUUUAAAGCGAACAGCUUAUCAUGAGUACAGACAUCGUCACGUAAUUUAUUUAGUAAUUCUCCCGCCUUCUUCUGCAUUUCAACUUCAGGUAUGUCUGGCUCUAAGCUUUCUGCUCUGUAAUUGUUAUCUAAAGCAAUUGUACCUUUCUUCUUCUUUUUAGGCCAUUUGGACUUAAUGAACUUGUUGUUCAGACAUUUUCUGAAUUUUUCACGCCUAGAGCACAAUAUUUUCAAAGUUUUUCCUGGACUUCUUCCACACAUUUUUUUCCACGCAAUGGUGUGCCACGAUGGACCUGAUGAAUGAGAGAUUCCUGCUCCAAUGACCCUCUUUGUGUAUGGUCAACUCUUUUACCACCACAGAACUUUGAAACGAGACUCAUAAACCUGAAAAUAAAAUUGGUAAUAUUUCGUGAGAAAACAAGUUUAAAACUUGGUUUGUUAUAAGCAAAAAUAAAUAAGUACCACACACUCACACAUAGGCAUACAUGACAAAAUACUAACGUACCUUUCAGCCUGAUUUGUUGUUUCGUUUGCAGUCAGUCUAUCUGCAUUACGAGUAAUGCGGUCCAUUAGUUUCCUAAUUUGAUUCGCUAAGUUGCUUGACUCUAGGACUGGCAUAAUGUCAUGUUCACCGAUGGUUUUGCAUUUGCAGAAACUGCCGCACUUAUCAUGUCUUCCACACACAUGUUCAAGUGCAUUCGAUACAUCAGUCCUGAUAGCCACACAUGCUUCAGCUUCAUCUUCUAGGGUUGAAGCAGAUUUUAUUGCAGUUCUCACUCCUUUUACCAGACGUUCUAUUCUCGUCACUCCACCUACAGCUUCAGUCAGAACACGUCUUCCUUGUAGUGGAUAUGCAGUGUUUCGAGCUUGUUUAUGUAAGCCAUCACUGAAUGCCCUCGUAAUAUGGUUACUGCAUUCAGUUUUUUUCCACAUAGCGGCUGUAGGACACCUGUUCUUCAAUGCGAGCAAACACACUGGAGUCACCAUCCCCUAUGCAGUUGAGGUAUAGAAGUCCAUGGUUGUUCGAGACUUUUAUUGAACCCUUCCACAAUGAUGCUCUGCUCCAUAUUCUUCUUGUAGCAAAUGUGAGGUGCUAUUGUUUUACCUUCGGACUUGCUGCGAGCACACAAGAAACAAAAACUGUUUCUUACCCCAAGGUAAAGUAGUUUUUUAGUUUCCAUGCCAAUAAUUACAGCCUGUAAUAAUAACAUAAGUAUUAAAAACUUUGUUUUCAUUAAAACACAAUACGAAUAAUUUGUUAACUUUUAUAUAUUGACUAAAAUUAAUAACUUAAAGUACUCUCUUUUAGCUGAAUUUCGUAACUAAAAUUAUAAAAAGGAAGGCAGACUACAAAUGGAAAUAUUCCUUUCAGCACAGCCUAAAGGUGUAGGUAGAUGGAAAUACCCUUUACUGCUGGAAAUUUUAUGUAAACUUCUAUAAACAUCUGGACCAAUUAAAUAACUUAAUAUAUAACAACCUAUAUCUUAUCCAAUAUUACAUUCCGAGAAAAUGUUUCCAGUGUUUGGAACCUAAUUCAUUUCGCACUGAAUAAAUAGCUAACAAAGAAUUUCAUUUUAUGUAUACUUUAUCUUAAAACACUAUUUUGCAUCCCUGGCACUAAUACGUGGUCGUAUAAGAAUUUGCUUUGAACCAAGUUUUAAGAUAAUAUUAAGAUGUUUCUAAUGUAUU